UGUUGAGGGGUGGAAUCAUGUGUUUGUAUUGAUUCUAUUGGUCGCCGUAGAUUGUGUGCGCAGCCGCGCAGUGCCAUCCUGUCGUGAGCCAGUGCUGUGCUGUGCUGCUGCUGCGAGGGGACAAACUUUAUCAAAGUACAGUGUUACUUUUCUUGGUUUGGAAAACUGUUUACAAUUCUGGUCUUGGUCACUACAUUCGGCUAUACUAUAGACGAGGAAGGACAACAUGUUAAAUACUGUUACAGAACGCUACGAAGCGUUUUUUAAGCAGAAGAAUGUGGUAACGGAUUUUCUAGCGGUUUUAGAGGAAAAAACUGGAGUUAAGAAACAGUACACUGCAACAGGUGCAGUAUCUAUUGUGGCACUCUAUCUGUUAUUUGGAUAUGGCGCCUCCCUCCUCUGCAACUUGAUUGGUUUCGCAUACCCAGCGUAUGCCUCCAUCAAAGCCAUUGAGAGUAACAAUAAAGAAGAUGACACCAAAUGGCUAACCUACUGGGUGGUUUAUGGACUCUUCAGUGUGGCUGAAUUUUUUUCUGAUAUCUUCCUCUUUUGGUUUCCCUUUUACUAUGCUGGGAAGCUUGCUGUUGGAGGUCUGUAA
Molecule: messenger RNA, 598 nt
Organism: Sinocyclocheilus grahami
Lineage: Eukaryota; Metazoa; Chordata; Actinopteri; Cypriniformes; Cyprinidae
Product: receptor expression-enhancing protein 6-like
Exons: 4
Coding region: 227-598 (123 amino acids)
Source: RefSeq, a predicted model, not a curated record